AUGUACAAGGUUCUAGAGCGGAACAUCCUCGACCGACUAAUCCGACAGCGCAAAGAAGCCAUCCGUGACGAGCAAGGUGGCUUUCGCCUUGGUCCAUGGACGCCUGGUCAGAUGUUUAUUGUGAGGAGACUGAUUGAAGCAGUAUUCAAAGACACUACAGGAAAAUUCGUACGCCUAAUGAACGACAUGAAUAGAAGGACAAUUGCCGCAGUUCGAACACCAGCUGGAUGUACUACACCGUUCGAAGUGGAAACUGGAGUGAGACAAGGAGGCGUGGCGGGACCCUUCUGUCCAACUUUUACCGUCGAUGGUUUAAUGCGAAGAACAACUGAGCAGUGUCCCGUUGAUGUCAUCUUAGCACCGUCUCCACGUGUCUUGGUGGACGUCGAGUACACCGACAAUGUAGUAAUAUUCGCUUCUAGCAGCGCGAAGUUACAACAUGUUGUUAACAUUGUAUCGAAAUUAGCGGCCUACAGACUACGACUCCGCCUGAUAAAUGCAAGCAGAUCAAAGAUGUGCUGCAGCUUAUUCGGCAUUCAACGCAUUGACCAAGUGGCUGUGGUCGAACCCCAUCACCAGCAAAGUGAAACACCGAAUCUACCUACCCGCAGUUCACCCUAUCAAGAUGUACGGACUGGAGGCUUGGGCGGCGCCGUUGACAGCGAUCGAAGAGCUUGA
Molecule: messenger RNA, 678 nt
Organism: Necator americanus (New World hookworm)
Lineage: Eukaryota; Metazoa; Nematoda; Chromadorea; Rhabditida; Ancylostomatidae
Exons: 3
Coding region: 1-678 (225 amino acids)
Source: RefSeq, a predicted model, not a curated record